GUUAGUCAAUUGUAACACUUUAGUCAAGACUAUUUACACUACUUACAAUAGUUACAAUUAAAAAAACGAAGAUGUCAAAUAUCAAAUAAUACCUAACCUCACAUUUACGUAACGAAAUGUCAAUGAAGUCUUCGCAAUACUUCGUUGCUGUGAGUUUAUAAUUUGUGAAAAUGGAUUCUUUUGAAAUUGGAUCUUGUUUCAAAAGUUAUAAUGAAUUAAUGCAAAAGCUGGGAGAUUAUUGCGAAGCUACAAAUACAAAGUUUACCACAAAAGACUCUAGAUUAAUUACUAAUGAAUUUGCGAGCGCUAAAGAAAGUUUUGUUUAUUCAGAAUUAAAACUAAUUUGUGUAUAUGGUCGUACUCAUAAGAUUAAGGAACACAACAGGAAAAGAAAAAUGAGGACCAUUAAAAUUCCAAAAACGGAGUGUCCCGCUUAUUUUAGAAUAAAAUUAAUAAACUCCGGCGUAGCUUUACAAAUAGUAGCUAUGAAUAUUAAGCAUAACCAUCCUCUGGAGAAAAUAGAGGAACCAAACGCAGACUACUCAAGAUUAAAGAGGAACAAAGGCAACAAAAGUGGUCUAAAGAAAGAAAGAAAAAGUGAAGAUGAGGAUGAUGAUGCCUCCUCUGAUGAUAUGCAAGCAUCAGAGUUUAUAGAGGUUUAUAUUGACCCAGAUGAUCCUGAACCAAAAAUAAAAUUUACAUUUAGAGGUCUUUGUGUGCCCGUCUUCAAUAUAUUCAGGGAUGACUUAUCACUUAAAGUAGGACAAAUUGCAAAAUAUUCACAAUACCUUUCUGAUAGUGGAAUCAAAUGUAUUUUAGUAAAUAGUGAUAUUGGUGAAGGUAUGUCUAUGUCCAUAGCUGAACAAAAACUUGCUAUUGAAGAAUGGGUAAAUGUAGCUAAGCCUCUAAAAAUGCAUGUUAUGGUUCAAGUAGGUGCUUGCCCAUUACCUGAAAUAAUAGACUUGGUAAAACAUGUGGAAAGCAUAGGGGUGGAUUCAAUACUUUGUUUACCAGAACUUUAUUUUAAACCCUCAUCAAUAGAAGAUUUAGUGGACUACUUAAAAAUUAUUAGUGAAGCUGCUCCAAAGACUCCUCUCUUAUAUAAUCAUAACCCAGAAAUGACAGGGGUAAAUUUAAAUAUGGUUAACUUUUUGAACAAUUCAGCAAUGUACAUUCCAACAUUUUGUGGAUUAGAGUAUGUAUCUAAUGAUUUAGAUGAUGGUGUAGCCCUUUUAGAUAAUGGAAAAUAUGCAAUUUUCUUUGGAGUUGACUCACUAGUGUCUAUGGCUUUUUCUAUGGGUUUUGAUUCAGCAAUAUUGGCAUCCGCAAACAUUUACCCCCAGCAAGUUAUGUCUUUAAUUAAUGCUGCAAAGGAAUCAAAAAUGAGUGAAGCUAGAAAAUUACAGAAACAAUUAAAUAGCAACUGUACUACAAUUUCCAAUUUUGGUAAAUAUACACUUUGUUCUAUUUUAUCUUGUUUCCAGGAGACAAAAAUAAUUUAUUUUUAAUCAUUAAUUGAUGCAUCUGAUGUGGAUUCUCAAACUCCGCUUAUAAUGAGAUUACUGGGUGAUCCAGUUCAGAAUUUUACCAGCCUACAGUGCAUCCAAAAAUAAAUUUGAUUCCUUUUUGGGCAUCUUACAGUUGAUCCAGCAAUUCCAGAAGCAUGCUCUCAGGGCACUUCUAUUAGUUUUCAUCACAAAAAAUAUUUUUCAUAUUUUUUUUUAAUAAACACUAAAAUUACAACAUUUUUCUCAUUUUUUUUUUUUUCGAAAAAAAAAAUUAAAACUAACAGUUUUGCACAUCU
Molecule: messenger RNA, 1804 nt
Organism: Psylliodes chrysocephalus
Lineage: Eukaryota; Metazoa; Arthropoda; Insecta; Coleoptera; Chrysomelidae
Source: the annotation of a GenBank genome assembly